Molecule: messenger RNA, 1536 nt
Organism: Oncorhynchus nerka (sockeye salmon)
Lineage: Eukaryota; Metazoa; Chordata; Actinopteri; Salmoniformes; Salmonidae
Product: splicing factor 3A subunit 2-like
Exons: 8
Coding region: 163-1089 (308 amino acids)
Biological process (GO): spliceosomal complex assembly
Cellular component (GO): U2-type prespliceosome; catalytic step 2 spliceosome; nucleus
Molecular function (GO): nucleic acid binding; zinc ion binding
Source: RefSeq, a predicted model, not a curated record
UACGAAACGGAAGUUUGCCUAUGCGCAUUAGUGUUUACGUUGUGAACGGCGUGACGCAAACGUUGAGGAAUUGAGUGAAGACAUCUACCUUGAGUAUUUGACCAGUUGUCCAGGAGGUGGAGUUGAGUGUUUUGACUGUGAGUGAAUCCAUUUCCCUGCAAAAUGGAUUUCCAACACAGAGCUGGGGGCAAGACUGGGAGUGGUGGGGUUGCGUCCUCCUCGGAGAGCAACCGGGACCGGCGAGAGCGGCUCCGCCAGCUGGCUCUGGAGACCAUUGACAUCAACAAGGACCCCUAUUUCAUGAAGAACCAUCUGGGCUCUUAUGAGUGUAAACUGUGUCUGACACUCCACAACAAUGAGGGCAGCUACCUGGCCCAUACACAGGGAAAGAAGCAUCAAACAAAUUUAGCGAGAAGAGCAGCCAAAGAAGCAAAAGAAGCUCCCGCCCAACCAGCCCCCGAAAAGGUGAAGGUUGAGGUCAAGAAAUUUGUGAAAAUUGGUCGACCGGGGUACAAAGUAACAAAACAGAGAGAUCCAGAGAGCGGGCAACAGUCUUUACUUUUCCAGAUUGAUUACCCAGAGAUAGCAGAGGGCAUAGGACCCAGGCAUCGCUUCAUGUCUGCAUACGAGCAGCGCAUCGAGCCCCCAGACCGUCGUUGGCAGUACCUUCUACUGGCUGCAGAGCCCUACGAGACGAUCGCCUUCAAGGUGCCAAGCAGAGAGAUUGAUAAAGGCGAGAGUCGCUUCUGGACCCACUGGAACAAAGAUACAAAACAGUUCUUCCUGCAGUUCCACUUCAAGAUGGAGAAAGCCCUCGCCCCACCCAGCGGACCCGUACCCCCCAUAGGUAUAAAGCGCCCACCUCCCCUGAUGAGUGGGAUGGGGCCUCGACCCCCCAGUGAGCCCAUGCCCCCUCCACUACCAGGGGGGAUGAAUAUGCCCCCUUUACCCCCUGGCGCCCCCGGCCCUCCCCAGAUGCACCAACACCAUCAAAUGCAGCACAGUGGCCCCGGAAUGGGUAUGCCACCCCUGAUGAGACCCCCACUCCCCUCUGACAGCCAUGAAGGAAUGCCCCAUCAAAACAACUGAUCUCCAACCAGCACAUCAUCCUUCUGUUAGAUUGUUUGCCUAUCAUUUGGUUGCUAUAACAGUGCCCCAUUUUAGGACUAUGUCAAGUGUACUGUUUCAUUGUGCGAUGUACUUUUUCUAAACUCUGAAAGAAACUUUGUAUACCUACAUAUAUUCUACAGAUGCAAAAUGGGCCAUAUUCAAUAGGUUUUGUACACAGUUGCCAAGGCAUUGUAUUUAUCAUGCUCGUCUAAUAUCCACACUAUCAUACCAUUUUUAGAAUGAGGCAAUAUAAUGUGCAAGCUUUAAGUGUUAUGCUAGUGUGGCUAUAGGAAGAUAUCCAUUGUUUUAGGUACUUUGUGAUGGCACCAAUAUUAAUAGGAUCCUGCUGUAUUGUAAAUGUUGAGUCUUGUGUAUGAAACAACAUAUUUUAAGGUUCUUUUUUAUAAUAAAACAUGUGGAAAAGUG